AUGGUACAACACGACGAUUUUUACUCCAUGACACAUCAAUCAAAGAAGAAACGCAUUGAGGAUGAUCCUCUUCCCGCCGAUGCUGGCGCGAAACCUAUACAGCUUCAGCGGCGUAGAGUUUGGAGGGCAUGUGAAAGCUGUAGGCAAAAAAUCAAGUGCGACGGCUGUGAGCCUACUUGCUCUCAGUGUCAGUCAUCUGGAUCGCAAUGCACUUGGCUUCAGACCAAGGACAGAGCGGCCUUAAGCAGACACUAUGUGCAGGAACUCGAAGCGCGUCUCUUGCACAUGGAGUCGCUGUUCUCUCAGAUCACCCCUGUGCUUGAACAGCUGGGGCCAUCCUUGAAUUUACCUAGCAUUGCUGGUACCGCAGGGAGUGAAGACUUUCCACAGGCUUCCACUGUACUCCAAGCAAUGUCAUCCAAGGCUGUUUCGGACGGCCACAGCAGCAAUGUGUCUUCCCCUGAAUCGUCGACAAUCAAAGUGGAAGACGAUGUCUCCGAGUCUUUCGGACAACUCGCACUGGAUGAGCACGGGCACAUGCGUUGGAUAGGUGGUUCCUCCACCAUGUCACUCAUACAAUCCUUCCGUGCUCUCACGACAUCUCCACUCCAUAGAGUCUCUCCGAUGGAGGAAGACCCGCGUGCACCUGGCCCUAGUGUCAAUAAACUAUAUUUCCCAGCCUCUGUCUUCUUUGGGAAGGUUCACGCUCUUCCAGGCCCAGAAGAGGUCGAAUACCCAGACGAGGAUCUAUGUGAUAAGCUAGUGGACACUUAUUUCAAGCGCCUGCAUUUUCUGAUGCCUGUCCUCGACAAACCCUCGUUCAUGCCAAGAUACAGGCAAUUGAUGGCCAAGCGUGAUGACAUCGAUUUCAUUCAGGCAGAGGCUGCCUUCAUCUCCGUCGUCUUCGCCGUGUUUGCAUGUGCGGCACACAUAGUCGACGAUCCCCGUCUUACUGGCGAGAACCAAGAUGACGGCGGUAUGGGGAUGGUUUACUAUGAAAGAGCACUUAUAUUACAUUACAUCAGCCACGCAUCCAUUCAAGUGUCUCACGUCCAGUGCUUCAUUCUCAUGUCUUCGUUCCUGUGUUCGAUCAACUGUCUUCCGCAGGCCUGGCUACUCGUGGGACAAGCAGUGCGAACUGCUCAAGAUUUGGGUUUGCACCGAUCCCCGCGCCGUCUCACAAUUUCUGCCACUGACAAAGAGACUCGGCGAAAAAUAUGGUGGAGCGUGUACUGCUUGGAUCGCAUGCUCGCUCUCGCUCUCGGCCGUCCACUUGGUAUCGAGGACGCUGACUGCGACGUCGAAAUGCCUGUUGCUGUCGACGAUGAGAACUUGGCAGACUAUUUCAGUGGAGCCAACCUUCCACAAAAAGUCCCAUCGCUUAUGACUGGUGCUCUCGCUUUGACAACCCUGUACCAAAUCGCGGGACGGGUCCUGCGGCAGGUCUAUGCCAUCGAUAACUGUAAGGAUAUUCUCGAGCAAGAGAAACGGGCAGAUCUUCAGCAUUCUGUAGAGGAGCUCGACGACGAGCUUAACAAGUGGUGCGAGGAUCUUCCCGCUACGUUCAGGAACGAGGCGGUCACAGACCAACACGUCUCCAUGGGCGCGGUGCUUUGCAGCCAUUAUUAUUCCGUUUUAACCACGCUACAUCGCAAUUUUUUGCCGGUCAAGCGUGACCAGCCUAUAUUGCCCAAGUCUACCGCCAGAGCCGUUUCAUCUGCCCGCUCCUGCAUACGGCUAGCACCAUCCAUCAGCAAUGUGGUUCCACCCUCGCACCAUCUUGCUUUCUUUAUCCAACACCUUUUUAGCUCCGCUGUCAUCGUCCUUCUCUAUGCCAUGCAUUCUCCCGAUGCCAGAGCAGCAGCUACUAUGGACGAAGCCAAGAGUUGUUUGACGGCACUCGAGUCCUGGGAAGGACGUUGGCCAGGGGCUCGAAAAUGCAAGGAGCUUCUCAUGGAGCUGACCAACACCGCAGAGGAAGCAAUCAGGAAGGGUAGUGGCGAUAGUAGACAGGCACAGAUGAUGCCCAUGGCACCUCCUGCUGCACCUGCUAUGCUUGAACGAAGGCGAUCGCUUGUGUCAUCACCCGGCCAAGUUCCAACGGUAAAUAGACCCAUCAAGAGCAAGCCACGGAGGAUCAGCCGAUCUCGAGAUCCCGCCUCUACUCGACGCUCAAUGGUGUCCUCCCCCUAUCGCGUUGAUUCGCAGCGCAACAGGUCAACAUCGCGCAAGCGUGGUCACGACGAGAGCGAGGGAAUUUCAGGCCCGAGCUUGAGCUACCAAGGCACCUUCUCCAGCCCACAGACAGCACCGUUGAAACCCAGCCCUCACAGCUCUCCAGCGUCUGUGAACCUCCCCUCACCGUCCAUGGCCACACUCGAGACUUCGCAGCAGCAAGAGAGCAGCCCAAACAUCAUGGGUUCUCCGCCGUAUGGUUAUUCUGCUCCCCCACUCUCGCCAUUGCAUGUCUCGUCACCAUAUGACUAUAGCAUGCAUCACAGCCCCCUUAUAUCUUCGAGCACACGCCAGUGGGACACUAAUCCCGCCGAGCCUCGUGGAGUUGAUUUGUACUCAUCUUCUUCGCAGACCAGUUCUCUUCCAUAUGCCAAUUAUGAACCGUCACGAUCUAACACGGACGCUACGUGGUACGGCGGGUCCUCAGAUCAUGGAUACUCGACCCUUUCGAGCACCCCGCCCACUGCUUCAUUCGCAGCUCCUGGACUACCGUUCCUGGGGCUUGAUUACAUUCGCAACUACAAUCCGAACAGUUUCUCAGUAGGUGUUGACCCAGAUUCUCUCUGGCAGUCUUUUGAUGCUGGUGCAUUUGGGUACGACCCUGAGUUGCCCUUCACCCUUGGUGAGGCGGAGCUUCACGAAGGCCAACACUCCUCUCCACCGCACCCUUAGUGCCUUUACAGGACGCUCCUCGUUAAUUGUGUUUUCUUAGUUGAAAUUGUACUUUUAUGCUUUUUUCUUUCUACUUUCUCUGCUUCACAUUUACUUGCGGAUAUGUGAUUCAUUCAAUGAAUGAUAUACCUAUGCACGCACGUUCUCCACCGCCCAAUUUGUUCGAUUGGCCACUCUGUUGUACUUAGAAGCAUAUUACCUACUACUAAUUUUUGACUUCGAGCUUCUAAGACCUUUCCAAAGCCAUAGUAAACGUUGAUGAAAAUACAUCGAUGAAGCCUUGAUGAAUUACUUACCACCCGGUGAUACGAUUGAACACCUUCUGCCGACUACACCGGCUCCGGCUCGGGUAUUAGUUUACCGGUCGAACACUAGGCGCC
Messenger RNA from Suillus paluster, 3287 nucleotides. Its product is annotated as fungal-specific transcription factor domain-containing protein. NCBI's taxonomy places the organism in Eukaryota, Fungi, Basidiomycota, Agaricomycetes, Boletales, Suillaceae. Gene Ontology annotation, biological process: DNA-templated transcription; regulation of DNA-templated transcription. The record is from RefSeq and is a predicted model, not a curated record. Bases 1 to 2907 code for a protein of 968 amino acids. Gene Ontology annotation, molecular function: zinc ion binding; DNA-binding transcription factor activity, RNA polymerase II-specific; DNA binding. The transcript has 7 exons.